Cyclocybe aegerita is the source of this 1167-nucleotide messenger RNA. The record is from the annotation of a GenBank genome assembly. NCBI's taxonomy places the organism in Eukaryota, Fungi, Basidiomycota, Agaricomycetes, Agaricales, Hemipholiotaceae.
AUGGCGACAAAUAGGGAUUCAAUCGCGAUGUCGGACAUCGAGUGUCCAUGCAUUCGUGACAUAUGCCCUUUUAUUAUCGCUGAGCGGAAGGUGACUCGACUGCAACCUCGACACGCCGUCGCACUCCUUGCAAAGGAGCCAGCAACGUCUCCUUUCACCAUAAAAGUCGCCAAUGUAGUCUCUUCUGAUCCUCGGUAUCGUCGCGCAGGAGUUGCGAAAAUAUUUGUCCAGCAAAUCGCGUCUGGCCAGUCGACAGAGGAUAGACCCCAUUGGGAGUUCCCCAUCCUUGGCAUCCUCAAUGUCUUCUCGUCGAUACAUUCAAGCGGGAGCAAAGUGCAGGACGCUGCAAUUCUCAAGGAUCUGUACUCGUCUUUCUCCAAGAUUCUUGAUCCAAUUCUCCGAGACUUUCACUUGUUGACGCCGUCAGGCCAGUAUGGUGACAACCGCCGCUGUGCGGUCGCAAGACUCCUUCUAUUCUUCCUGGACGACCCAAUGACCAAAAGGAAGUUAUACGAAGAGAAAAUUCUACGUCUCAUUGUUCAUUGUUGGCUCGAGACGUCUCCCGAGUCCUCGAUGCGCAUCUACGCCACGAGCCUCGUAGUUGAGGUAACAUCUCGCGAAGAUAAAACGGGUGGACCUCCUCCAGACUAUCUAGAGAGGAUAUUUAAUGUGGUCAAGAAGUCCAGCCUUGUUUCUCGUGUCAAUUUCGUGUUGAAGAGCAAGAGCAUGACGGAAGAGACGCUGGGACAGGAAAUUGCUGCGCUAGCGAAUCUCACAAUGCAGGCAGCAGGGGCGCUCCUCCGAUCGUUGAAGAAAGACGUACACCACUCAGAGCUCCGAGGACUCAUCGAUGCGCUCGCCCACUGCGAGGACUUGAUCCAGAACCUCAUUGCAAAAUCGCCAAACGGGAUGAACAUUCUUGUUCAUCUACUGGUCAAUACUCGCCUCGUCGACGUCGCGUCCGAAGGGUUCAAAAAGGCCAGCCGUGGCCCACCUACGGAGCCAGGCACGUAUCGUGUCGGAUGCUUCUACCAAUUCUUCGAAAACCUCUACAACUCCUUAGUUCUCGUCCAGAAUUCAGAUUGCCCGUUGGAGGUAGCAUCGGCGUAUUUCGAUGCCGCUCGCGCCUCUAUCGAGAGAAUGGGUGCUACGACCCUCACACCUUAA